UAUAUAGAUUGUAUGAGGUUUCUUUUUUAUUUAUGAUUUAAAUGGUGGUUAAAGAUCAUUUGUUUCUUAUUGUUAUUUUUUUUAGUUUAUUUAAUUUUCCCCACAUACACGCAAUGUCUGCCAUUAGAAUUUCAGAAUUUGAUACUGUUUAUUUCUCAGUUGCCAUCAAGAUCAAAAAAGAGAGUAGAAUGUUUUCCUUUAUACUAUUGGCUUUUUGACCCUUUUUUAUACCAGCAUUAAGGAACGGCAUUGAAUCAUGACCCCCAGAAAAAGAAGAAAAAAAAAAAAAAAAGGACAGAGGAACUGCAUUUCACUAUAUGAUAAUAAUCAUAAUUAUUUAAGAAAAGAUCUGUAUUAGCCAGAUCUGAAAAGGUAUUGAAAUAGACAGUAUAUGGCCACCCAGGGCUCGGAGCUGAAGUUCUCAGGAGAGCGUGAGGUGGCAACACUAUCCCAACUGGCAACGCUGGAGGAAGAGUUACGCACCUUGAGGCUAGCCACAACCAUUCACCACACACUGCACGAGGGAGGUGAAGGAGGCUUGGGGGGAACUAACCAAGGUGUGAGCCGGGUCUCAGCCGAGUACAUGGAAGGACUUUGUACCCAGUUGCGAGAAAGUGAAACAUCGAGAUGGCAGCUGCUUGACCAGUGUACGCGACUUGAAAAAUUGGUGAAAGUUCUGCGCAAAAAAGUCAAUGGACUUGGAGUCCUGGAAUCAGGAGUGCGUACAGAAGGUACAAAGUUGACGCUGGUGGACCUGACUCUUCAUGGCCCAGCCACAGAGAGUCCUCCAGGCUCAGGGCACCACCAUCUUCCAGCCUCAACAUCAUCAGAGGGGGAACCUAAGGACAGCUUGUCAUCGUUGGAGUCUGUGGAAACAGCCUCAGCUUCUUCUUGGAGGAGGGGAGAGGUGCCCUCCAUCACCAGUCAUUCCAAUACAAAUCUGCAUUCCUCCUACAUAUCACAACAUUCCUCAAGUCCUCAUGCAACCUUGAACACACACCUCAAUAAUCACACCAACCUCCUACACUCUAGCCAAACCCAGUCAAACCACAUACAGUCAGGGCAAGUUAACUCCUGCCAUUCGAGCUCAAGCCUAUCGCCUCCCUCAAGCCACAGCCCACAUACCUCUCCACACCACCGCCAGCAAGGGACGAGCAGCGCAUCCGACCGCGAUACUAAGUACAUUCCAGGAGUGACAAUUGUGGGGCCUAUCACAGAACUGUGAUGAUCAGGGCAAGGAGGUUUUAGUGACCGAGCUGAUUAGGUGUCUUUGUCAGACUUCCCCCAACCCCCUCCCUGACCCUUCUUAACUAUUGUGAGGAUUUUACUUCAUUAAUGUGUUGUUGCCUGUAUAAACAUUAUUUAUGUGAAAUGAAUAAUGAAGUAUGAUGGAUGGGGAGAAAAAACUACGAGUAGAGGUAAUGCCAUGUCAUUUAACUCGUUUUAACCCAGAUUUUGUCACUGUGUGUUGUCAACUCCUUCCUUUUAGUAUGUGUACUUCCCGAAGAUCAACAUGCCUCAUGUCUCCGUCCUCCAUCGUACUUAUAUGUGUGAUAUACUUGCCUUGUAAUUGUUUAUCUUCUUGGUUUCCUAGUAUGGUGCUUAUUGGCCUCUUGUGUGAGGCCAGAACGGAAGAAACGAUGGUGCGAUGGUGAGCCUGAACCCUUUCAGUCUUGAACUCAUUUCUGACCCCAAGGAAAGGGAGUGGCUGUUAGGAUCAUUAAACUUCUAGUGCGUAGAUAUAUGGAUGUGGCCUAGUGAAUUGUAGGAAAAAGGUUGAUCUGAAAUGACGCCUUACUUAGCGAGGUACCAGACUCUCCAAGUAAGUGACGACAGACAAAACUAUUUUAGUGGUAAAAUUUUUAUUUGCUAAUCAUAUCCCCUUUUUCUUUCUUUUUCUUUUUUCUUUUCUUUUAAUACUGUAGGACAUAAGAAGACUUGAAAAAUGUAUAUAAAGUAUUUACUGUACGAGGUUUUCAUUCCAUCAUAAUGAAUACUGUACAGGGUGACCAGAUGUUCGAUAAAUAUAUGUAAGAUGGACAUGCCAGGGUUUACUUGAAGUGGUUGAGUAGUGAGAUGCAGGGCUGUGUCAGUUUCAAGCUCAACUGUCACACCUUCCCAUGAGGUUUAGUAAUGCUGCAUAAUAUUGAUCUGUGGCUGUGUAAAAUAGGAAUAAUGAUUUAGGUAUUUUUUUUAUUAUCAUUUUCAUUAUAUUAAUCCAUUGGUCGUGGUAUUAUGUAAUAUGGCGGUUUGGGAGACCGUACAGGAGAGUGCACUGUAUGGCAGUGCUGCUUUCCUUCCUUGACACAUAUGUUUGGGUAUGUAUAUAUAAACACAAAUUUGUUUGUGUAUGUAUAAAUAAUCCCUUGCAGAUACUUGCAAGCAUGCAGACAUAUGUAAAUGCGCUCAGAGAGAGUGGAGGGCCUGGCCUU
Molecule: messenger RNA, 2432 nt
Organism: Penaeus vannamei (Pacific white shrimp)
Lineage: Eukaryota; Metazoa; Arthropoda; Malacostraca; Decapoda; Penaeidae
Source: RefSeq, a predicted model, not a curated record